AUAUUCUCCGACAAUUGUUUAGAAUUCAAUUUCGACGUUCAGUCUGUUCAACAUUUGAUUUUUGAUCUCGAAUUAGUACUACGAUUCUCGUGGGCUAUAAGAAUCACUAUUUCUUUUUUUAUGUUUUAUUUUUGAUUCAAUCUUUCAACUUCAUUCUUGUAUUGCGUUGACUUUACGGACUGUAACAUCAAAGUUAUGGCAUUAGAUUUAAAAGAAAAAGGCAAUGCUGCAUUGUCAGCUGGAAAUUAUGAACAAGCUAUUGAAUAUUAUACUGAAGCCAUUGCAAUAGAUCCCAAUAAUCAUGUACUUUUUAGUAAUCGAUCAGCUGCAUAUGCCAAGCAAGGGCAAUAUCUAAAAGCAUUAGAAGAUGCUGAAAAGACCGUGGCUAUUAAACCCGAUUGGCCUAAAGGAUACUCGAGAAAGGGAGCAGCUCUGGUAUUCUUAGGUAAGAAAAAUGAAGCAAUUGCUGCAUAUGAAGAGGGGCUGAAGUAUGAUCCUAACAACCAGCAGUUGCUUGACUGUUUAAGAGAUGUAGAAAUGUCAAGAGAGAAUCCUUUUGGACCAAGUAGUAGUUUUCCUAUGGAAGCAUUUAUGAAACUUGCUAAAGAUCCUAGAACUAAAGAUUUUAUCAAAGAUCCAAAGUUCAUGACUUUACUAAUGGAAUGUCAAAGAGAUCCUCAAAAGUUAAUAAUGCACAUGCAAGAUCCUAGAAUUUCCGCAGCAUUAAGUGUUAUUAUGGGAAUCAAUUUAAUGGGAGAUGAUGAAAAAAUGGAAACUGAACCAUCAUAUACAUCUCCUCCUGAACCGAAAAAAGAAUGCAAGAAAGAACCUUCACCUCCUCCACAAAAAAAUGAAGAUGAAGGAUUAACAGAAGAACAAAAAGAGGCAAAAAAAGAAAAGGAUUUAGGCAACGAAGAAUAUAAAAAGAAGAACUUUGAUGCAGCACUUACACAUUACAAUAAAGCUAUUGAGUUAGAACCUACAAACAUGACAUUUUACAAUAAUGUGGCUGCUGUUUAUUUUGAACAAAAGGAAUAUAAAAAAUGUAUUGAGCAAUGUGAAAAAGCAGUUGAAGUUGGUCGAGAAAAUAGAGCAGAUUUCAAAUUAAUUGCUAAAGCUUUCUCUAGAAUUGGAAAUGCUUAUAAAAAACUAGAGGAUUAUAAAAGUGCUAAAACAUAUUUUGAAAAAUCUAUGUCUGAACACAGAACUCCAGAAGUCAAGACUAUUAUUACUCAAUUAGAAAAAAAAAUAAAAGAAGAUGAACGUAAAGCAUAUGUUGAUCCAGUAAAAGCUGAAGAAGCUAAAGAAAAAGGAAAUGAAUUUUUCAAUAAAGGUCAGUUUGCUGAUGCUGUUAAAUAUUAUAGUGAAGCCAUUAUGCGUAAUCCUGAUGAGCCUAAAUAUUACAGCAAUCGGGCUGCAUGUUAUACCAAAUUAGCAGCUUUUGAUUUGGGGUUGAAAGACUGUGAAACAUGUGUUCAGUUGGAUCCUAAAUUUUUGAAAGGAUGGAUAAGAAAAGGUAAGAUCUUACAGGGUAUGCAGCAAUCUUCUAAAGCAUUAUCAGCUUAUCAAAAAGCUUUGGAAAUCGAUGCAUCUAAUACUGAAGCCUUAGAAGGUUAUCGAGCCUGUUCUAUAGCAGCCAAUUCAGACCCUGAAGAAAUGCGUAAGCGUGCAAUGGCUGAUCCUGAAGUUCAAGAUAUUAUUAGAGAUCCUGCAAUGCGUUUAAUUCUUGAACAAAUGCAGAAUGAUCCUAAAGCUUUGAGCGAUCAUUUGAAAAAUCCAGAAAUUGCUAGUAAAAUCCAAAAAUUGAUAGAAUCUGGUUUAAUCGCUAUUCGUUGAAUUUGAUGAUGGAGAAUGGUCACAGUUGUUCCACAUUUUAAAAGCAUCUUACGCUACUUUCAAUGCUUUUUUUUUAUAAUUGUAUAUUAUUUUUUUUUCCAAUAUAAAAUUAGACAUGAAAAUAAUUAAACU
Messenger RNA from Sipha flava (yellow sugarcane aphid), 1968 nucleotides. RefSeq names its product stress-induced-phosphoprotein 1 (gene Stip1). The transcript is spliced from 11 exons. Gene Ontology annotation, molecular function: Hsp90 protein binding. The coding region runs from base 196 to 1836 and encodes 546 amino acids. NCBI's taxonomy places the organism in Eukaryota, Metazoa, Arthropoda, Insecta, Hemiptera, Aphididae. The record is from RefSeq and is a predicted model, not a curated record.